This is a messenger RNA of Periophthalmus magnuspinnatus, 2385 nucleotides long. RefSeq lists its product as uncharacterized. Bases 873 to 1598 code for a protein of 241 amino acids. The transcript is spliced from 5 exons. The record is from RefSeq and is a predicted model, not a curated record. Lineage: Eukaryota; Metazoa; Chordata; Actinopteri; Gobiiformes; Gobiidae.
GAGAGAGGAGGAAAGAGGGGAGGAAGUAAGAGAGAGAGGAAAGGGGAGAGAGAGAGAAAAGAGAGGAAAGGGGAGAGAGAGCGAGAGGGAGGAAAGAGGGGAGGGAGUUAGAGAGAAUGGGAGUGACAGAGCGAGAGAGGGAGAGAGGGAGGUUGUGCUCACAGGGUUCAGUCCUAGGCUCACAGCAGCAGACAGAGCUCCUUUCACUUCACACCAAAACUACUUUUUACACAGAUUUUCAACCUUUUUUUUUUUUGUUUUUAGGUCGAGCCACAUUUGACAUUUUCGUCUUUUCAUGGACUACUUUCAAAUCAUCAGCUUCAAACAUCAACUUUCGGGUUUGUACUGCCAACUCUAAACUCUGUACAGCUACACGAAACGGUUUUAUGAAAUUUUGUUUUUCACUUGUAACAUUUUUGGCAUUUUUGUACAAGGACAUUCUGAAGUUGUGUUUUAUUUGCUUAUGAACCAACAUUUCUUUAUUUAUUUUUUUAUUUUAAAGAGAAACUUUUGUUAAUUUUGAAAACAAAUUAUUUAGUUUAGCUUUUUUUAAAUUUUUAUUUUACUCUUGUUUACCUUUUUCAUAGUAUAGAGUAGUAGUAUUUUUUUAUUUUUUUAUUUUUUUUAUUUCAUUCAGUUAAUUUCAGUUUCUAGGCCAUUUCACUUUCAUUUAUUUUUACUGUUUAUUCCAAAGUCAUUUUAAUUAAUUUUAAAAAGUCAUUAUUUUUUGCCAUUUUAUUUAAAAUUAAGAAUUUAAGUAUUUUCAAUAUUAUUUUCAGUAGUAGUUUUGGUAGUGUUUUUUGGCAGUAGUUUUUGAUAGUGUUUUUCAAUAGUAUUUUUUGGUAGUAUUAUUUGGCAGUAGUAUUAGUACAAUGGCGGAGUCCAAGUCCUCUGGUACAUGUCAGAAGUUGGCACUGUCUCUGCUGGCCCUGUGGUUCAUCGGCUCCCUGAUCACCAUCGUCGUGUGGGCCACAGCGCCGGACUUUAAAAGUGCCGCACAGUGCCGCGCUGAACUCCGCGACCUCACUGUACAGCACGAGGGGUCAAAGGUCGUGUGCCAGAAGAACCAGGAGGCGCUGGAGCAGAUGGUGACCCAGGCACGUGAAGAGCAGGAGCGGCUGACGAUUCAAAUCCUGGAGCUCAACGACAAGCUCAAUGCGACCAACCACACACUAGAGCAGAGCAGGAUGGAAAAUCUCAUCCUGAUGACGAACAUCAGUGCUCUGCAGGAGACUGUGGAAACACUGGAGCAGAUACAGGCCAACCUCACUACUCAGCUGGACCUCAAGGACGACCACAUUGAAGCUCUGGAGCUGAACCUGACUCAGGCCGAACAUCAGACUCAGUCAUGCUUCAGUCUGAAGGAUGCAGCAGAGGCCCAGACCAAAGCAGCCGAGAGCCAGACAAGAGCCUGUCAGUCCAACCAGAACUAUCUACAGAAACAACUUCAAAAGUGUAAAGAGUCGAAUGCCGCGCAGCAGACCACUGCUCAGAAGACCUCCGCUGAUUCCCCGGAAUCUGGUGCUAAAGGGUCUGGACCGACUGGGAUCCUGGUUUUGGCUCUGCUCCUGCCUGCUACAGCCCACCUCCUCACCUAAUUUGAGAGCUGCGUCUGGGAUAAAGAGGCUGGACUCACGACUGCUGUACACUUCUUGUUUACGCUCUCAUCGCCAUGGAAACGUUGCAUCCCUGGCCUCUGAUUGGCCAAAAACACUUAGCAUACGACUGGCUGAACACUUCCUUGACUAUCUGCUGAUAUAAUGCAUUUGUAUUAUAGACUUCACAAAAUAGCUUCUGCUGCAGCUCUUUACAACUCACAUUUAAUCAUGUUUUUUAUGUAUAAUUUUGUUUUAUUAAAUUGCUUUUUUUACAUUUUAAAAUUAAGCAGAUUUAUUUCUUCUUAUUUUGAGCUAAAUGAUCUUGAAAAUCAUAAAUACUAUUCAAAAAUGGUUCUUGUCAUAUGAGUAAAUAAAUGAAAACUCAAAAAAAAAAUAAAAUAAAUAAAAAAUAAUCUCUAAAAAUAUCAAAAUUAAGUUUCAUAAUUUUACAGUUUACUAUUUUUACAGAAAUAAAGGCCUAUAAAACAAUUUCACAAUAAACAAAAAUAUCAUAAUUAAAUAAAUUAAAUUAAAAACGAUUUAAACAGAAAAAACUGACAAUAUAUUGCUUUCAUUUUUAUUUUUAUUAUUAUUUUGUUUUAUUGCAUUCCUGACUAUUCUCUAAAAGUCAAAUAUCUGUUCAUAAUGUUGUUUAUUGAAGAAAUUAUCACGUCUUUGCUGGAGCUCUGUCAUUAAAAAACAAGGAUAUAUUUUUGUUAUUUAGAUUUUUUGAAAUGAUUUUUUUAAUUUUGUGUUGAUAAAGUGACUCUGUGGUAAAGGUGAAUGC